GAAAUAUGUCGUUUUCCCAAAAAAAAAUUAAAAUUUUCAGGUUUUUUAGAUAUUCAUUCGGAUGGAUUCGAGUUCUGUUCAGAUAAAAACCAUAACCCAAAGUAACAUAAAACAAGUUACAUUCAGAAUUUAUGUCGGAUUCGGUUUGGUUAGAAUUUAUUUUUAUUGGGUCCGAUUUGGUACUGGUUCGGUUUCGGUUUAUUUAUCCAUUCCUAGGUGGUGUUAAAUUUACCGGGAACCUUGUGAAUCUAAUUGAAAAUUCCCUAAAUUAAUUGACUAAUUUUUGAAAAUUGAUGUUUUCCAAAUUUUAAAAGUUCCUUAUAAUGUUUUAAGCUUUCAUUAAAUCUUUUUAGUGCAAUCAUAUGGAGCAAUUCUCUCACUAAAAUUAAUAAUAUAAAAAUGAUAUUUAAAACUUGGUCCUAACUAAUUGAUAUUUAGGUGGGAUUGAUCGGGGUUUGAUAUGAUCAAUCUCGACAUGGAAAUGAGAUAUUUAAUAAUGAAAAUAAGAUGGUGGAGGAAAAAAACGACAUUACCAAAAUUUAGGUGAAAUUCAAAAAUCAUGAUUCGGUGCUAUCAGUUGCUUUGUCCGCCAAGUACAACUAGGAGAAGCUAGUGUUCACGUAUUUCUGUCAUUUAAGUUCUAGUUUUGAUCAAAAAAAAAAAAAGGUUCUAGUUUUGUUAUUCAAAGUAAUUUUUGCUUAUUUUUAGAUUGUACUUUAAAAUUUAAAGUUGUAGAUAAUGUCCUUAUAUAAUGUCAUUUCUUAUAAUGGUUUGUUUAGGCACUCCAAAUUAGAAAGUUCUUAAAUUUCAACCAAUAGAAGAAACGUACCAGCUUCUACACUACAAGUAAAACCAUUAUUCAUAAAUCGUCAUAGAAUAAUACAAUUUUCGAUUGUAGAGUCGAUUGUAGAGUGUUAUCAUCUAAUGUUUUCUCAUAAGUUGUAAUAUAAGAACUAGAGUUUGCGGGUGUUGGUUUUUAUAUUCUUAUAAAUUAAUAUUUAUUUUCAUAAUUAAUACUAUAUAUUUUAGAUAUGUCGAUGUAUAACUAAUUGUAUUUACAAGAUUCAGAUUGAAUUGAAUACCGUAGUUAUUUUUGAAAAAAAUAUUAUGAAUUUUUUUCAGAUACAUUAGUUAUUUGGAUAUUUUUAGGUUUCUAUACAUUAGAACAAAACUAUCUAAACCCGUGAGGACCCAACUCGAAACGCACACAUAAAUUUAUAAUAUCCAAACAGAUCUAAUUUCAAAAUCCAAAAGGUUCGAUAUUCGAAAGAAACAACCCGUACCUGAAUGAGUACACGAAUGUCCAUGCCUAACUGAUUAUGUAAACAAAUAAAAAUAAAAAUAUGUUUUUGUAGUAAAAUAAUUAUAUGGUGUGAAAAAUUAAGUGAUAAUAUAUGUAAUACAUAUUUAUUAUUUUGAUUUAAGUUAUUAUUUUUUCACAUAAAUUAUGUUUUUGAAUGAUGAGUUUGGCUAUGUAGUUUUCAACCGAUUAAAACUAAAGAUAUACUCCCUCUGUUCCCGAAAGUAAAAUUUUCUAAAGUGUUCACGCUUAUUAAGAAUUCAAUAAAUGUUUAUAAUUUAAUUUUUCUUUUACUUUAUUGUACACUUUCCAAUUACUUUUCACCAAUGAAAUUUAAUCAAUUCAAAUAUUUUUAUUUAAUAUUUCUUAAAAGUAUAAAAAAUACCUUAAACAUAUAUAAAAACUAUCUUUGUGGAACAAGUAAUAAAUCUAAAACAUCUUACUUUCGGGAACGAAAGGAGUAUUUUUUUUAGUAAAACAGACUAAACCGAAGUUUAGCCAUAUGCAGAACCCGAUUAUUAUACAUUUUUUAUUUUUAUAAUUGGUACAAAAUUGAUGUUGAUUAACUAUAGAAUAAAAAUGUGUGCUAUUAUUAUUAUGGUAAUAUAAUUAAUUAAAGAGUUAAACCGACUGAAACAUGAAAUGACAAUUAAUAUAAUAAUUUGUUGAAAGGAAUGUUAGUUUUAUUUGUUCUUUAGUUUGAAUAAUAUAUUCACACGUGUUCUCUCUCGAGUUCCUCUCAGCACCGUUGCGUUUCUCAGGGUUUUGAGGCGCUGCUAUCUUCCGCUCACGCUGAAAAUCAUUGCCAUCUCUCCAUAAUUAUUUUUUUUUUAACAAAAACAUGUUAAAUUCGGAUCUAUUAAAGAUACAUAUUUAACCUCCGGGUGGAGGUAUGUCUCAUAGAUAGACUUUCUUCUGGAUAUAACCAAGGUUCUCUGUAUUGAGUUUAUUUCCCUCAAGCGCCACUAGACUAUCACCACUGGUUAUCUUUCCGUAAUUAUUCCAAGGAGAAUUUAAAAAGAAACUAAAAAGGAAAAUAAGAGCCAAAAUUCCAGUUUUUGGAAGGUGAGUCCGAAAAUCUUUUGCCUUGAAGGGGAAGAUAAAGACAAAACAACAUUUAAUAUGUUUUGUUGUUAGCAAACUAAGGAAAACCACUUCCUUCAAACCAAGGUAGAAACACCACUAAAAGCAACCUAAGAACACAUACAAAUUAGAGAGAAGGGUCCAACAGUAAAAGCAAAAGAAGCCCUUUAAAAUGACGAUUGCAACAAAAAAAAAUCUAAAGAACCACUGACAAGAAUUUCGAGAAGCGAAGAUACGGACGGAAAACACCAUGCAAUACAUAAGGCACAUCAAUGACCAAACCACCAUCGUCGACCCUUAACUAAAGGUUCCAAAUUUAAAAUUUAGAUAUGCUUUCUGGAAAACAUCUAACAGACCAAAAGAACACGUAAACCGAAGAAGAAAAUAAUUAAAAGUUCAAAAAAAAACUAGGCCGGUUGUGGUUAAAAAAUCGGACAUAAAAAAUAUAGAUUUUUGAUUAAUUUGGGGAGAGAGAGGAUUGUAAUCAAGAACUAAGCUGUAUUAAACAAUCAAUUAGAGUAGUUAAAAAAAUUGUUAGGUCGUUGGUAAAAAGAAAAACAAUAGCCUAACGAAGUCUAUAGUCCUAAUGCAAUAGUUGCAGACAAUAGAGUUUAGAUAUGAGAAGAAGAAAAAAAGAUAAACAUUAUUUCUACCUGAAAUCUCACCAUUGCAACGUUGACACACACACACACAAGUACAACCAUUUCUCAUUACUCUCGUGAUAACGAUUUGGGUGGACAACAUAAUUAGUUGGACAGGGUUAUUCAGUACUAUUUUGUUCUUUAUUUAAAAUGUUUUAUAAUUGUUUAAAACAUUUAAAAAUUGUACAAAAACAAAACACACUCCCGAUCCUAUAUAUAAGAGGAAACUAAGCAGGCUGAAACCCAAACCAUUCAGGAAGGCUUCUGAGACAUAAACACAAAAUUAGAAGCUACGCAAGGAAAAAAAAAAUGGAAAAUGGUAGUAGGCACGUGCUGAAGCCGAUGGACUCUGAGCAACUGAGAGAGUACGGACAUCGAAUGGUGGACUUCAUUGCUGAUUAUUACAAAACUAUCGAAUCUUUCCCUGUCCUUAGCCAAGUUCAGCCUGGUUAUCUUCACAACCUUUUGCCUGAUUCAGCACCAGACCACCCUGAAACAGUUGAACAAGUUCUUGAUGAUGUUAAAACGAAGAUAUUGCCUGGAGUAACUCACUGGCAAAGCCCCAACUUCUUUGCUUAUUACCCGUCUAACAGCAGCGUUGCAGGGUUCUUGGGUGAGAUGUUGAGUGCUGGUGUUGGAAUUGUUGGUUUUAGUUGGGUAACGUCUCCAGCUGCCACUGAGCUCGAAAUGAUCGUUCUUGAUUGGCUUGCCAAACUUCUAAACCUACCCGAGCAUUUUCUCUCCAAAGGAAAUGGAGGUGGAGUCAUUCAAGGGUCAGCUAGUGAAGCUAUUCUUGUUGUUAUGAUUGCUGCCCGCGAUAAGGUCUUAAGAAGCGCUGGCAAGAACUCCCUUGGGAAGCUCGUUGUCUACUCCUCUGACCAGACACAUUCAGCUCUACAGAAAGCUUGCCAGAUAGCUGGAAUCCAUCCGGAGAAUUGUAGGGUGCUGAAAGCAGAUUCCUCUACAAAUUAUGCUCUGCGUCCAGAAUUGCUUCAAGAAGCCGUUUCUCGGGAUCUUGAAGCUGGAUUGAUUCCUUUCUUCUUGUGUGGCAAUGUUGGAACAACUUCUUCAGCAGCAGUUGAUCCACUAGCCGCACUGGGAAAGAUUGCAAAGAGCAAUGAGAUAUGGUUUCACGUGGACGCAGCGUACGCUGGAAGUGCUUGUAUAUGUCCAGAGUAUAGACAGUACAUAGACGGAGUAGAAACUGCAGACUCAUUUAACAUGAAUGCUCACAAAUGGUUCCUCACCAACUUCGAUUGUUCCCUGCUUUGGGUGAAGGAUCAGCAUGCUCUCACUGAAGCUCUGUCAACAAAUCCAGAGUUUCUCAAAAACAAGGUACGAAUGAUUUUGAUUUCAUAUUCAAUUCUUAUUAUUAUCAACUUUUUUUUUUUUUGGCAGGCCUCUCAGGCAAACUUAGUUGUUGAUUACAAAGACUGGCAGAUCCCUCUCGGACGAAGAUUCAGAUCAUUGAAACUAUGGAUGGUUUUAAGGCUCUAUGGAGCUGAGACUUUGAAGAACUAUAUAAGAAACCACAUCAAGCUGGCUAAAGAUCUUGAACAACUUGUCUCUCAAGAUCCUAACUUUGAGGUUAUCACUCCUCGGAUCUUUUCUCUCGUCUGCUUUCGUAUCGUUCCUACCGAUAACGAUGAAAAGAAGUGUAAUAGUCGAAACCUUGAGCUCCUAGAGGCAGUAAAUUCCUCAGGGAAACUCUUCAUUUCUCACACUGCUUUGUCGGGAAAAAUCGUUCUACGUUGUGCCAUUGGAGCGCCGUUGACAGAGGAGAAGCACGUGAAGGAGACAUGGAAGGUUAUUCAGGAAAAAGUAUCUUACUUGCUUCGCAAGUAAAACAAAUAUAAAAAGGGACACUAUAGUGAGCUGUUUUUUGCCAACAAAUCAAGGAUGCAUUGGAUUGGAUUGGAUUGGAUUGGAUUGGAUUGGUUUGGUUUGGUUUGAUAUAAUCAUAUUAAAUAAAAAAAAACUUACCAAAGUUGGAAUAACAAGUGAACUUCGGUAUGAUUGUGUAUCUCUUUCUAUAUAUUUUUUCUUCCAAUUGUGUGUAUUUUAUCUUUUCUCCAGUUGUGUGUAACUGUGUAUUCUAUCUUUUGGUUUGGUUUAUUGCGGUUAACUUUAACCAUUAACAAUGAACUUAUUGUAAGCAUAUGAGAAAAUCUUUUAAAAUUUAUCCAAUACUUUAUUCUUGCGACCCAAACAUGUGGACUUGUUUAUAUUUGUUUCAUCAUGAUACCUUAACCAAAUUUUAAAUGUGGUUAUGAGAGUAUAUAUAUGAGUUGUAAACCAUUUAAAAGCUUAAUUUUAAAUAUAAAAAGUGAAUCCACUAUCUAAAACUAUAUUAACAAAUAUUAAGUUUAACAAAGAGUUUUAGGUGUUGAUUGAUUAAGUUUUAGAUGAGUGCCAAACUUUUUAUCAGUCAAUCAACUUUUUGGUGUAUACACGAGCAUAAUGACUUACAUUUUAUUUAUAAAAAUUAGGAAUAAAUGAUUAGAGUAAUUCAAAUAACCAAAUCCAUGUUAUGAAAUCAACAUGAACAAUGUAUGUUAGUUGUACUUAGGGGUGUCAAAAUGGAUAAACCAACCCAAACCAAACCAUAUUCAAAUGGUUUUAAGCUUAUAUGGGUUAUGGUUUUAACCAAUCCAUUUGACAAAUGUAUUGGGUCAAUCCAUAACACAUUUAAGUUAAUGAGAUAAUGGUUUUAAUGGUUAACCCAUGAACAAUAAUUUUAUAGUUUAAAUGGUUACUAAGUAAAAAUAUUAUUUUGGGGCUGAAAACAAAAUGAAUACUUAGACUUUUGAUAAAUACAAUUAUAUGGUUUUGGUGUUAGAAACAAUAUAAUUAUUUUAGCAUAAUUUUGUGAUUUUAGUGAGAAAACUAUUUUUAACAUUUUGGCGGAAAAAAGAAAGAUUUUCUGUUUUAGCGAAAAUACAAUUUUACGGUUGUGGCGAGAAAACACAGUAUCACGGUUUUGGCCGGAAAAUAAAAUAUUGCGGUUUUGGCGGGAAAACACGAUUUUGCGGUUUUGGCGGGAAAACUCAAUUUUACGAUUUCGACAGGAAAACUCAAUUUUACGGUUUUGGCGGGAAAACUCAGUUUUACGAUUUUGGCAGUAAAUUCAAUUUUACGGUUUUCACGAGAUAACACGAUUUUAUGGUUUUGGUGGGAAAACAAAUUUUGCGGUUGUGACUGAAAACACAAUUUUCCCGAGAAAGCAUAAUUUUACGGUUUUGGCGGGAAAACUCAAUUUUACCGUUUUGGCGGGAAAAUCGAUUUUGUAGUUUUGGCUGAAAAACUCAAAUUUACGCUUUUGGUGGGAAAAUUCAAUUUUUCGGUUUUGGCGGGAAACUCAAUUUCACGGUUUUAGCGGGAAAACAUGACGUUGUCGUUUGGUAGGAAAAUUUGAUUUUACUGUUUUGGCGGGAAAAUGCAACUUUGCAGUUUGGCGGGAAAACUCAAUUUUACGGUACCUGACCCAGAGACGCAAACGUCUAGGAAUCGAAGAACCCAUACCCGAAAGAAACCGGUAUCCGACCCAGAGACGCAAACGUCCAUACCUGAACACAUCUUACGAAUGCAUCCUUCAUCAUAUAAUUUUGUGAAUGAAGUUCAUUGAUACAAAGAAAAAAAUUGUUAUUUGUUGGCUUGAAAUAUUGGAAUUGAUAACGUUUUUUAUCAUUAAUAACAAAAUCUGAACAAUAAAUGGUUUGUUAGUUAAAAAUCUGUUAGUUUUAAAAAUUAAAUUUAUCGGUGUGUGUCUGAAUAACAGAGAUUAUUAGUUCUAAAAAUAUUAGUGCAUUGAAAGACAAAAAAAUAGAAAGAAGAACUCGUGAACAAACAUCUUUAUAUAUAAAAGAGAGUUUCCUCUCUCCUGGGCGCGCCACGUCAGCAUCCAGCUAAGAAAUUCGAGUUUUGUGGGCGUGACACGUGUCGAGGUAAGGAAAAUGCGCCGUUUCAUUAAUUGCAAUUGAUACGAGCUUUUAUGAAUGUGUUUGGGCCUCAAGUGUGGAUGAAGAAACCAGUCAACCAACCCAAUAGAAAUCAACUUUAACGUUUAGGUUUAAGCGUCACCUUCCAUCCGACGUCGUACGAAUCCUUCUCAAUCAAGAACCAUAUAGCCAUUAAUGGAGUUUCAGGAAGAUGUUCGAGAUGUAUAUUCCUGAUGAAUCUUUGGAUCAAUUUUUUUUAUUAGUUUCUGGAUCUAGCUUUGUUCGCGUCCGUUCAUCUAAGAUUCUUCUCCUCUAAAACGUUAUGGAUACAUCAAUUCAUCGCCAUUAAGAAGCAUUUACUCCUUUGGACUACCACAUUCAAACAUUCAAUGCUUUGUAUUCCUCUUCCAGGCGGUGUUUAUAUACUUAAUCUUCUAAACAUCUCGCAAAGACGUUUCGACAUGCCCGUGACUAUUGAAUACAGUAUCACUUUCAAUAUAGAAGCUGUUUAAUGGCUAAAUCAUCGAUUCUUCUUGCAUAUUCUGAGACUGGAAGCUGUUCUUCCACCGUCAAGGUGCGAUUGCUCAGAUUCUCUCUUAUGGGUUUUUGUUUUCUUCUUACAAACUUACACCUACAUUUGAUCGACCGAUGUGUUGUUCGCAGGAAUCCAUGACCAUAGCUAUAUCGGUUCACAUGAUCCAGCAAGACCCAAACUGUUCAUAUUCAUUGGUACAUCCAAUUCCUUCCUACAAAGGUUAGGUUGAUCUAAAUCUCUCCGUCAGAUCUUUGGAACAGCUGAUUUUGUUUUGUUUUUCUUUAAUAUAUGAUGUUUUCAGUCUGAAAAUGGACUUUUGACAAUUUCUUUUAGGAAGGAGCAAGGAAGACAAUAAGACGACAGUAAACCAAAAUCGAGACUACUGUAUGUUUAGAUAAGCACUGGAUAUUGAAGAAGAAGCAUGAUAUGGAGGACUCCGGAAUGCAUGAAACCAUCUGUACUUUCUUACGGAUUUUGCUUUCUUUUUCCUCUCAUCUGUAGUCCAGAAGGUGUGGAGAGUUGAUGGGCGUGAAUCUGAUAAUGGUUGAUCAAAAGGUAACUAUUCUUACUGUUUACUUCGAUUUAACACCUUCUGGAUUAUCCUAUUUACAUGUCCUCUUACAUAGCCGCAGUCAACAAAGCAACAUAGCUUCUGUUCAGGCUCCGAGACACUGAAACCGCCGUCAUGUAUCCUAUGGCAUUCACAACCCUUCUGUAUUCAGAUCCAUGAUCAAUUUGAUGGGGUUAGUUCUUUCUUUUCUUUUGUGUGUAUUCACAUGCCGAUACUGAAGCUGGAUUUAAAUCCCUAGAUCAGAUUUUAAUUUCUAUGUUUAACUAAGAAAGUUGUGUUUGGAAAAUUUUAUGGAUGUGUUGGUGAGCGAGAUGUGGUCUCAUAGAUAUCCUGCGAUUUUUUAAAUCUUAUGCUUUUUAAAUUUUCUGUCGCUAUUUAUUAGCUCUUAUACCAUUACAUAAAUUGUGUGAUGAUGUGUGUACGCCCAUGUGUUCUUGGUUACGUCUUUCAAGAUUUUCAAUGAUGAUUCGUGAAGAUUACAUGUUGACUUCCAAUAUUUUUUUUUUGAAUUGGUAAUUAUUGUGAAAACCUUUGGUGGAAACAUGAAAUUAUGAACUUUGUUGUGUUCUAUUAGCUAUUUCACUCACACUUUAUACCAUCCCAUAAAUGAUGAGAUGAUGUGUGUGUGUCUGCCCCUCUGUUCAUGAAGAUAUACAGUUCUGAUGUCAUGUAUUUGUUUUUAGGAUUGGUAACAUUUAGAUUGCUCUAAUUACUAUGAAAACCACUGAUGGGAACAUGAAAGUAUAAAUUUUUGUUGUGCUCUAUUAGCUCUUUGACUGUACUUUUCAGGUGCAAUACUUUUGUGCUCUCAGUGUGGAGAAGCAGAUACUCUUAUCGCUCAAAUCUACUAAAUUUUUUUCUACUAAACGUUAAAUAGUAUUUCCAGGUGGUGGUGAUGACGGUGGCAGAGGAGGGGUUGCAGUGGUGGUGCUCAUGAAGAGCAUAUCGGGCAUGGAGAAUCAGAAGAUGGCGAGGGACCGGAGAAGAUGUGGAAUGGUUCGUCGACCAGUGACAUGGAACAGAUGGAUCUGGGACUAUUCUAAUGAUCACCACUAUUCUAUUUAACUGGGAUUGCUUUCAUACGUAAGUUGUUGUUUAUCAUAGUUUUAAGAAUAUUUGUCUGUGUUUAAGAUUUAAGAUUACACUUUUUGGUUUUAACCUUAUCACAAACUCAGUCCAAAACAUGGAGAAUUCUUUUUUACCAAAUGAUACUCUUUCUUUUUUUACAAAAAAAUAUGCUUUGUUUUCUAUAAGUGCAGUCACUACAAUUUCAUUUUUGAGGUGUUUUACCUUUGUAAUAGUUUGCUACCACUCCAUUGAUGGUAAACAUAAUGCUCCGGAACGGCUAAGUACAGUCUAUGAUAAUACCAACAUAUUUUGCGAAGUAAUAUAUUUUCGUUUACUAUGGAAUAAUAUCAUAUACAAAAAGAGAAUAAGUCAAGAGAAAAUAACAUAAAAGUAUACAUUAAACUAGGGCUUAGAAAAAUAUCAAAAUCGGAAAAUCCAACUUAAUAUCGAAGAUAUAAAAUAUAAUAUUCAAAAUAGCUAAAAUACUCAAAAAAUACUUAGAGCUGUCAAAAAUGCCUGAAAGUAUUUAAAAACUGUCAAAAGUAAAUACUUAAAAUAUUAAAAAAAAAAGAAGACUCAAAACAAUAAAUAUUUAGUGGUUUUUCCACUCUAAUAUCAAACGAACCAAAUUUCAUGAUAAUUUUAUGUAUUUAGUUAUACAUAAUUAUAACAUAUAAGAAUAUUACUUUUAUUUUGGGAUUUGAAGAUUUUAAAAUAUAUUUGGGUUUCAAUAAAAUAAAAUAAAAUAAACGGGUAGCAACCGAACCCGAACCAAAACUAAUAAAUAUCCAAAUAAAACUUAAAUCUCUAUAUCUUAAAACCCAAAAUCUGAAUAGCCAUAAAAUUAAACUCGAUCUAAUAUGAUGUCCACUCAUGCAUUAAAUUACAAUUAAAAUAAACUAGAAGUAUAACUCACAUUGCUUAUCUGCUCUUAAAAAUAAUUCUACAACAGAAUUCUUAUAGUGACGACCAUUAAGAUAUCUCUAACAACAUUAUAAUUAAAAAAAAAGAGCUUGAUUGUAAAAAAUAUGAAAACAAAUACGAACUAUAAUUUUUAAGUAAUAUAAAAACAAUUGUAAAAAAUGUAAAAAUAAUUACAAAAAUGUAUAAAUAACUCUAAAACUACAACAUAUUUUAUAAAAAAUGCGCACACCGACCCCUACCUUAAUAUACAAUUUAGUAAACACAGAUUACAAAUAGAUAUGCAAGACUUAUUAUAAACACUACAAGUAUUGAUCAUAACUAUAUAAAUGAUCUUUUAGAAAUAUGUAAAACUAAGAUAAAAUUAUACUUGAAUUGUACACAAAUUUUUUUAUAUAAUCAGAAGAGUUAAUCUUUUAAGCUAAAGAAUUAAAAUAUUAUCUUCACAUCAAAUUUUCAAAGAAACCGGCUAAAUUUAAUAAGAUUAUUAAAAUAUUAAAAAUAAACUAUAGAAUAAACUAACAUAUAACUUCUACACACCAACAUUCUUGAAAACCUUAAAUUUUAUAAUACAUUUCUCUUGCAAAAAACCCAUAGACCAUGUUCUAAAAUAAGAUACAAUUCUAUAGCUUCAUACAUCACAUAUAAAUCAUACCUCCGCGCGUAGCGCGGAUCGGCCCUAGUAUCAUAAAUAGGACACAUCAAUAAAAACAAAAAUAUGAUAGAGAAAAUUCACUGACUAAAAAUUCCUUUUGAUAUUAACGUCCCAAUAUUUUUUUUUAAAUUCUUUGAAAUAAUUAUUUGUUAACUCUUUUGUAAAAUCAUCACAAGGUAUGAUUUUGGUUGUUCUAUAAAAAAUUAUCUUUAAAAGCAGUGGAGUCGUCAGGAGAAAUCAGCAUCCAGCUAAGAAAUUCGAGUUUUGUGGGCGUGACACGUGUCGAGGUAAGGAAAAUGCGCCGUUUCAUUAACUGCAAUUGAUACGAGCUUUUAUGAAUGUGUUUGGGCCUCAAGUGUGGAUGAAGAAACCAGUCAACCAGCCCAAUAGAAAUCAACUUUAACGUUUAGGUUUAAGCGUCACCUUCCAUCCGACGUCGUACGAAUCCUUCUCAAUCAAGAACCAUAUAGCCAUUAAUGGAGUUUCAGGAAGAUGUUCGAGAUGUAUCUUCCUGAUGAAUCUUUGGAUCAAUUUUUUUUAUUAGUUUCUGGAUCUAGCUUUGUUCGCGUCCGUUCAUCUAAGAUUCUUCUCCUCUAAAACGUUAUGGAUACAUCAAUUCAUCGCCAUUAAGAAGCAUUUACUCCUUUGGACUACCACAUUCAAACAUUCAAUGCUUUGUAUUCCUCUUCCAGGCGGUGUUUAUAUACUUAAUCUUCUAAACAUCUCGCAAAGACGUUUCGACAUGCCCGUGACUAUUGAAUACAGUAUCACUUUCAAUAUAGAAGCUGUUUAAUGGCUAAAUCAUCGAUUCUUCUUGCAUAUUCUGAGACUGGAAGCUGUUCUUCCACCGUCAAGGUGCGAUUGCUCAGAUUCUCUCUUAUGGGUUUUUGUUUUCUUCUUACAAACUUACACCUACAUUUGAUCGACCGAUGUGUUGUUCGCAGGAAUCCAUGACCAUAGCUAUAUCGGUUCACAUGAUCCAGCAAGACCCAAACUGUUCAUAUUCAUUGGUACAUCCAAUUCCUUCCUACAAAGGUUAGGUUGAUCUAAAUCUCUCCGUCAGAUCUUUGGAACAGCUGAUUUUGUUUUGUUUUUCUUUAAUAUAUGAUGUUUUCAGUCUGAAAAUGGACUUUUGACAAUUUCUUUUAGGAAGGAGCAAGGAAGACAAUAAGACGACAGUAAACCAAAAUCGAGACUACUGUAUGUUUAGAUAAGCACUGGAUAUUGAAGAAGAAGCAUGAUAUGGAGGACUCCGGAAUGCAUGAAACCAUCUGUACUUUCUUACGGAUUUUGCUUUCUUUUUCCUCUCAUCUGUAGUCCAGAAGGUGUGGAGAGUUGAUGGGCGUGAAUCUGAUAAUGGUUGAUCAAAAGGUAACUAUUCUUACUGUUUACUUCGAUUUAACACCUUCUGGAUUAUCCUAUUUACAUGUCCUCUUACAUAGCCGCAGUCAACAAAGCAACAUAGCUUCUGUUCAGGCUCCGAGACACUGAAACCGCCGUCAUGUAUCCUAUGGCAUUCACAACCCUUCUGUAUUCAGAUCCAUGAUCAAUUUGAUGGGGUUAGUUCUUUCUUUUCUUUUGUGUGUAUUCACAUGCCGAUACUGAAGCUGGAUUUAAAUCCCUAGAUCAGAUUUUAAUUUCUAUGUUUAACUAAGAAAGUUGUGUUUGGAAAAUUUUAUGGAUGUGUUGGUGAGCGAGAUGUGGUCUCAUAGAUAUCCUGCGAUUUUUUAAAUCUUAUGCUUUUUUAAAUUUUCUGUCGCUAUUUAUUAGCUCUUAUACCAUUACAUAAAUUGUGUGAUGAUGUGUGUACGCCCAUGUGUUCUUGGUUACGUCUUUCAAGAUUUUCAAUGAUGAUUCGUGAAGAUUACAUGUUGACUUCCAAUAUUUUUUUUUGAAUUGGUAAUUAUUGUGAAAACCUUUGGUGGAAACAUGAAAUUAUGAACUUUGUUGUGUUCUAUUAGCUAUUUCACUCACACUUUAUACCAUCCCAUAAAUGAUGAGAUGAUGUGUGUGUGUCUGCCCCUCUGUUCAUGAAGAUAUACAGUUCUGAUGUCAUGUAUUUGUUUUUAGGAUUGGUAACAUUUAGAUUGCUCUAAUUACUAUGAAAACCACUGAUGGGAACAUGAAAGUAUAAAUUUUUGUUGUGCUCUAUUAGCUCUUUGACUGUACUUUUCAGGUGCAAUACUUUUGUGCUCUCAGUGUGGAGAAGCAGAUACUCUUAUCGCUCAAAUCUACUAAAUUUUUUUCUACUAAACGUUAAAUAGUAUUUCCAGGUGGUGGUGAUGACGGUGGCAGAGGAGGGGUUGCAGUGGUGGUGCUCAUGAAGAGCAUAUCGGGCAUGGAGAAUCAGAAGAUGGCGAGGGACCGGAGAAGAUGUGGAAUGGUUCGUCGACCAGUGACAUGGAACAGAUGGAUCUGGGACUAUUCUAAUGAUCACCACUAUUCUAUUUAACUGGGAUUGCUUUCAUACGUAAGUUGUUGUUUAUCAUAGUUUUAAGAAUAUUUGUCUGUGUUUAAGAUUUAAGAUUACACUUUUUGGUUUUAACCUUAUCACAAACUCAGUCCAAAACAUGGAGAAUUCUUUUUUACCAAAUGAUACUCUUUCUUUUUUUACAAAAAAAUAUGCUUUGUUUUCUAUAAGUGCAGUCACUACAAUUUCAUUUUUGAGGUGUUUUACCUUUGUAAUAGUUUGCUACCACUCCAUUGAUGGUAAACAUAAUGCUCCGGAACGGCUAAGUACAGUCUAUGAUAAUACCAACAUAUUUUGCGAAGUAAUAUAUUUUCGUUUACUAUGGAAUAAUAUCAUAUACAAAAAGAGAAUAAGUCAAGAGAAAAUAACAUAAAAGUAUACAUUAAACUAGGGCUUAGAAAAAUAUCAAAAUCGGAAAAUCCAACUUAAUAUCGAAGAUAUAAAAUAUAAUAUUCAAAAUAGCUAAAAUACUCAAAAAAUACUUAGAGCUGUCAAAAAUGCCUGAAAGUAUUUAAAAACUGUCAAAAGUAAAUACUUAAAAUAUUAAAAAAAAGAAGACUCAAAACAAUAAAUAUUUAGUGGUUUUUCCACUCUAAUAUCAAACGAACCAAAUUUCAUGAUAAUUUUAUGUAUUUAGUUAUACAUAAUUAUAACAUAUAAGAAUAUUACUUUUAUUUUGGGAUUUGAAGAUUUUAAAAUAUAUUUGGGUUUCAAUAAAAUAAAAUAAAAUAAACGGGUAGCAACCGAACCCGAACCAAAACUAAUAAAUAUCCAAAUAAAACUUAAAUCUCUAUAUCUUAAAACCCAAAAUCUGAAUAGCCAUAAAAUUAAACUCGAUCUAAUAUGAUGUCCACUCAUGCAUUAAAUUACAAUUAAAAUAAACUAGAAGUAUAACUCACAUUGCUUAUCUGCUCUUAAAAAUAAUUCUACAACAGAAUUCUUAUAGUGACGACCAUUAAGAUAUCUCUAACAACAUUAUAAUUAAAAAAAAAGAGCUUGAUUGUAAAAAAUAUGAAAACAAAUACGAACUAUAAUUUUUAAGUAAUAUAAAAACAAUUGUAAAAAAUGUAAAAAUAAUUACAAAAAUGUAUAAAUAACUCUAAAACUACAACAUAUUUUAUAAAAAAUGCGCACACCGACCCCUACCUUAAUAUACAAUUUAGUAAACACAGAUUACAAAUAGAUAUGCAAGACUUAUUAUAAACACUACAAGUAUUGAUCAUAACUAUAUAAAUGAUCUUUUAGAAAUAUGUAAAACUAAGAUAAAAUUAUACUUGAAUUGUACACAAAUUUUUUUAUAUAAUCAGAAGAGUUAAUCUUUUAAUCUAAAGAAUUAAAAUAUUAUCUUCACAUCAAAUUUUCAAAGAAACCGGCUAAAUUUAAUAAGAUUAUUAAAAUAUUAAAAAUAAACUAUAGAAUAAACUAACAUAUAACUUCUACACACCAACAUUCUUGAAAACCUUAAAUUUUAUAAUACAUUUCUCUUGCAAAAAACCCAUAGACCAUGUUCUAAAAUAAGAUACAAUUCUAUAGCUUCAUACAUCACAUAUAAAUCAUACCUCCGCGCGUAGCGCGGAUCGGCCCUAGUAUCAUAAAUAGGACACAUCAAUAAAAACAAAAAUAUGAUAGAGAAAAUUCACUGACUAAAAAUUCCUUUUGAUAUUAACGUCCCAAUAUUUUUUUUUAAAUUCUUUGAAAUAAUUAUUUGUUAACUCUUUUGUAAAAUCAUCACAAGGUAUGAUUUUGGUUGUUCUAUAAAAAAUUAUCUUUAAAAGCAGUGGAGUCGUCAGGAGAAAUCAGCAUCCAGCUAAGAAAUUCGAGUUUUGUGGGCGUGACACGUGUCGAGGUAAGGAAAAUGCGCCGUUUCAUUAACUGCAAUUGAUACGAGCUUUUAUGAAUGUGUUUGGGCCUCAAGUGUGGAUGAAGAAACCAGUCAACCAGCCCAAUAGAAAUCAACUUUAACGUUUAGGUUUAAGCGUCACCUUCCAUCCGACGUCGUACGAAUCCUUCUCAAUCAAGAACCAUAUAGCCAUUAAUGGAGUUUCAGGAAGAUGUUCGAGAUGUAUCUUCCUGAUGAAUCUUUGGAUCAAUUUUUUUUAUUAGUUUCUGGAUCUAGCUUUGUUCGCGUCCGUUCAUCUAAGAUUCUUCUCCUCUAAAACGUUAUGGAUACAUCAAUUCAUCGCCAUUAAGAAGCAUUUACUCCUUUGGACUACCACAUUCAAACAUUCAAUGCUUUGUAUUCCUCUUCCAGGCGGUGUUUAUAUACUUAAUCUUCUAAACAUCUCGCAAAGACGUUUCGACAUGCCCGUGACUAUUGAAUACAGUAUCACUUUCAAUAUAGAAGCUGUUUAAUGGCUAAAUCAUCGAUUCUUCUUGCAUAUUCUGAGACUGGAAGCUGUUCUUCCACCGUCAAGGUGCGAUUGCUCAGAUUCCUUUUGAUAUUAACGUCCCAAUAUUUUUUUUUAAAUUCUUUGAAAUAAUUAUUUGUUAACUCUUUUGUAAAAUCAUCACAAGGUAUGAUUUUGGUUGUUCUAUAAAAAAUUAUCUUUAAAAGCAGUGGAGUCGUCCUAUAUUUUAUGGUAUAAUCACCAAACGUAAAAUUAUGCAGAAUAAAAGAAUCCUCUUGAGAUAACUUAGAUUAGAAUUUACCAAAAAACAAGUCGCCAAAAGAACAUUUUUCAAUAGAAGCAUGAGUCUUAGUUCCCUACAAAUCAAUUUUCAAAAUAAGUGACUAACACCAAAUCAUAUAAUUAACGUGAAUCAAUAACGAAGUAAAUUAAUAUAUUUACAAAGGUAUCAACCAACACCAGUUCAGUUGAAACAAAUUUUGAAUUUUUCAUGAUUUUAAAGUAUCAACACAUUUACUCUAAUUUUAUAGCAAUCUUUAAUCGACUCAGUAUCUCUAAUAAGAAAAAAAGAAACAUGCUUCUUUUUUAAAAAGACAACAUUCAAAAAUGUUUCAUGAUAUUUAAAGAUGAAGUUUGUAAGUUUUGUGUGUAUUUCCCGUCAAACGUAUGAUGAGAAUAUAUAUAUACUAUCAUAGCACAUAUUCGGAAAAUUAUUACAAUACAUUAUUAAGAUGGAUAGUAAGAUAAAGUCGGCCUCAUUGUUUUACGUAUUAGCAUUUACAUACUACUAUAACUAUAAUACGACAUUGACUAAGAUAAAUGUUACUUACACACUAUCUAUAUUAUCAUUAAACAAUAAACUACAAUAAAAAUAGAUUAUGUUCCACAUCCAGAAACAAAUAUGAUUUAAAAUUAUCCAAUGACAAAUAUGACUUUAAAAUAGAAUAAUAAGAAUUGGUCCUAUCUAAACUUACAAUUUUUUAAAAAAA
Brassica rapa (field mustard) is the source of this 16519-nucleotide messenger RNA. Its product is annotated as tyrosine decarboxylase 1. Gene Ontology annotation, molecular function: pyridoxal phosphate binding; carboxy-lyase activity. Gene Ontology annotation, cellular component: cytoplasm. Gene Ontology annotation, biological process: amino acid metabolic process; carboxylic acid metabolic process. Lineage: Eukaryota; Viridiplantae; Streptophyta; Magnoliopsida; Brassicales; Brassicaceae. The record is from RefSeq and is a predicted model, not a curated record.